Molecule: messenger RNA, 916 nt
Organism: Acaulospora morrowiae
Lineage: Eukaryota; Fungi; Glomeromycota; Glomeromycetes; Diversisporales; Acaulosporaceae
Source: the annotation of a GenBank genome assembly
AUGAUGAAUCAUCCAGACAGUUGAUUGAAAGUAUAAUGCCAUACUUAAAACCUGACUUGGGUUUGAUCUCUUCUCAAGUUGUUCACGAUUUUCUUCAUAAAGUCAAAGACGCACCCUUGUCCGCACGUGGUUCAAUUCUUCAUAUAAUUGACCAAACAAAAGAUAGUGAAAUUUUAAAAGGUUUAGUAAAUGAAAGAGCCUGUUAUCUUCUGAGAAAUUGGGUCAAAGAGGAAGCAAAAUCACCUGAAAGCGAUUUAUUACAUAAAUUGCUUCAAACCGUUAAUCACCUUCCAAUUGAUACUGAGGCGUUAUCUGCGAGUGGGCUUGGGAGGGUAAUUAAUAACACUAGAGUUAAGGAUUCUCAAAUACCGGGUGUAUCCGAAUUAGCUGGUAGCACUUCCAGAACUGUCGUAAAAUCUUCAGCAUCCGCGAAAUCGUCGUCUCAAUCUUCGCAGGCUACAUCUUCAAAGGCGGUUAAAGGAAGGGAGAUUGUUGGUCGCGUAAGGCCAUCCUCAGAGUCUAAAGUUGAUCCUCGAAUACAAGCAAGACCAGAUACCAGUCUCUUUGAUGAGAUUCUAGGAAAUCUUAAUGCAACAAAGCCUGCAAGACAAGGACAGGUCAACAGAGUUACGCAAAAAGAUCAAAAAAUUGUAACACCCGCUAAGAAUAAGAUUGAUAAGCAGAAUGUACAGACGACCCAAGCUAACGAGAAGCAAAGUUCAUCAACACAAGUAAAUUUGUCGGGCACCGGAAUUCAGAAAUCAAUUAUGGAUCUGGUUGAGGAAACUAUAAAAGAAACCAAGAAAGAAGCAAAGAUAAUUACUAAAAAAAGGAAAAGAGUAACAUUUGCUCCAGACAAUAUGCUCACUCAGGUUAAAUUGUUUGAAAUGGAAGAGAGAGACUACAUGGAAGGAGA